Patiria miniata (bat star) is the source of this 2161-nucleotide messenger RNA. Its product is annotated as RNA-binding motif protein, X-linked 2-like. The record is from RefSeq and is a predicted model, not a curated record. Gene Ontology annotation, molecular function: RNA binding. Gene Ontology annotation, cellular component: precatalytic spliceosome; catalytic step 2 spliceosome; U2 snRNP. Lineage: Eukaryota; Metazoa; Echinodermata; Asteroidea; Valvatida; Asterinidae. Bases 53 to 1588 code for a protein of 511 amino acids. Gene Ontology annotation, biological process: mRNA splicing, via spliceosome. The transcript has 5 exons.
UGGGCCCAUUUUUACUAAAUAUUGUUGGAGCUGAGCUAAAUAUCGUGGGAUAAUGAACCCGCUAACUAACGUGAAGAACAUUAACAAGCUCAACGACAUCGAGGCCGAGUUGGGUGUUGUAGGGAGCAAGACGUCAUGGCAUGAGCAGUACAAAGACAGCGCUUACGUCUUCAUUGGGGGCUUGCCCUUUGACCUGACAGAGGGUGACAUCAUCUGCGUGUUUUCUCAGUACGGGGAGAUCGUGAAUAUUAACCUCGUUCGGGACAAGAAGACGGGCAAGUCCAAAGGCUACUGCUUCCUGGCGUAUGAGAACCAGCGGAGUACCAUCCUAGCGGUGGACAACUUCAAUGGCAUCAAGCUUUUGGGUCGUGUGCUGCGCGUGGACCACGUGAGCAGUUACCGUAAACCCAAGGAAGAUGAAAACGAUGACGACGCCACAAAGCAGCUACGACAAGACGGAUGCGCUCCGAGAACCCCGUCUCCGCCUCCGUCUGAGAACGACGAUGUAGAAGAUGAUAAUCCGGUUCCGAAAAAGAAGGCCAAAAAAGAACACAAAGCCAAAGCCAAGUUGCAUCACAAGAAGAAAAAGAAGAAGCAGAAGAAAGACAGCAAGCACUCGUCGAAGUCUCGCCGAGAUUCUUCCGAUUCGGAGUCGAGCCAGUCCGAGACAGAUAACUCACCACAGCGACCGGUGAGAGUCAAGCAAGAAGUGGACCGCGGUUACCCAGACUUUAAGCCCGAACGCAGGGAGCACAGUUCAAACGGUGGAUACACCAGGCAUCGGCAAGAUGAAUUUCCCAAACAGCAGAAAGAGAAAAGCUGGCCGAGAGACGAGGGCAGAAUGGAUCGGAGAGGAGACAGCUCGACGGAUAGGGAGCAAGAUACCCACAGACAACGGGACAGGGACAGAGCGACAGAUAGAGAUCAAGACACCCACAGGCAACGGGACAGAGCGACAGAUAGAGAGCAAGAUACCCACAGACAAUGGGACAGGGACAGAGCGACAGAUAGGGCUCAAGAUACCCACAGCCAACGGGACAGGGACAGAUUCAGAAGCAAUCAGCACGGAAGUGAAAGAGAAGAGCAUACACGGGCCGACAAGGACACGGACAGAUGGGGCGAUAGAGGGUCACAAAGUAGGGAGGACAGACACCCAGACAGAUGGAGUGAUAGAGAUGACGAGAUGUGUUACGAGAGGGAUAGAACAAGGGACAGAAAGGGAGAACGGGGGACAGAUCAGUGGGAGAGUAACAAACAAGAAACCAAAAGGAAAACUUCGCCACAGGAACGAUUCGGAGAACAGAGCAGAUACGGCAGAACAGACGCCGCAAGAAAUGAGCACGGAGAAAAUAAAAUGAAACGCGACCGGUCAGAUGAGCGGAAUGAGAAAGACAUGCGUCGGGAAAGGGAUUCAUAUCGCGAGAGAGGCUCGUAUCCCGACAGCAAGAGUGGACACAGAAGUGUGAGAUCUGACAAAGGGUCACACAGUAGGGAGGACAGACACCCAGACAGAAGGGGUGAUAAAGAUGACGGGAAAUACUAUGAAAGGGAUAGGAAGGGGGACUAUUAUGAAAAGCGAAGUCGUUAACAGGACCAAAAGAAAAAUGGUGAUCAGGCUAAUGUUGUGCAAACCCUACCCAAAACCGAAACUGACCCGACCCGAAACCGAAACAGUUCGGAAAUUUUGCGCAGUGCAAUAUUAUUGUAAAAUUACUGUGCCUGGCCGAUACGACAAACGUCAACCCACCGAGCAAAUGUGCAUGUGGUUUGGGGUCUAGGAGCCUUCACUGUACCAAACGGUAUGCUUCUUUACUGAGAGACGACAAUUUUCACGCGAUUUGGGUAACUUGAGGCACAAAAGUUUACACAGUUGCCGAACCUAGAUAUUCAGUUUUGGUUCGGUUUCGGGUCAGUUCGAGUCGGACUUUGCAUGGUUUUUGUCAGGUCGGGUCGGGUGUGGGGGUAGGUGGUAGGGGGAGGGGGGUUGAACUCACACCUUUCCCCAAUACGGCCUGGUAAUAUUUGGAAUUAUAAUGAGUCGAUCCAAACUGUUACUUAGAUCAUCUGUUGGAGCUAGCAUCUUGGAAGAAAUGAAUUGAAAUGAUUAUUUAGUUUAGAUGCUUUCGAUUGGAAGAAAUAAAUAAUCACAUCCUAAAACUGA